This is a messenger RNA of Halichondria panicea, 811 nucleotides long. RefSeq names its product biogenesis of lysosome-related organelles complex 1 subunit 4-like. The transcript has 5 exons. The coding region runs from base 40 to 735 and encodes 231 amino acids. NCBI's taxonomy places the organism in Eukaryota, Metazoa, Porifera, Demospongiae, Suberitida, Halichondriidae. Gene Ontology annotation, cellular component: BLOC-1 complex. The record is from RefSeq and is a predicted model, not a curated record.
UUUUCGAGGUUUGGCCGCGUCUUGUGACUGGCUUUGAUCAUGGCUGACCCUAGUGAACAGAGUGAGGUGCCUCACAGCGACGGAGAGGAGACUAUGGACACAUCAGAGCCACCAGCUGCCACCACUAGCCCCCCUGCAUCCGCCCCCGAGACAGAGGAGGAGAGAGACAUGUCAGGAGAUGAGGAUGGUGGUGUAGACUCAGGGGGAGAGGAGGAAGAAGGAGUGGAUCUAAAAAAAAUGGCUGAGGACUAUGCUAGCUAUCUUGUCAUCAACAGCAAGCAGGAUACGCAGCAAUUGGACGAACGUAUUGAGAAUGUUGUGUUUCGUGUGGAAGAGUUCAAAGCGCAGUUGGCUCACAUGCAUACUAACAUCUCCAGCACCUCGGACAAGAUGCGUCAUCUCCAUGACAACAGCGAGCAACUCAAAACCCUGUACACCAGAAUAGACCAAGUGGAGGCCUUUGUGAGCUUGGUGGGUCAUAAUGUCGACCAGAUGGAGGAAGCCAUUUCUAAGGCAGAGAAAGAAUUGGACCCAAGCAAACUGAGAAAGAUGUUCUCAGCUUUUAGACGUAGUAAGCCUGAGCCCACGCCCACCUGGCAGCCCCCUAGAGUGUUCCGGACUAGAGACUACUUCACCAGCUCAUCGGCCUCACUGUCUGCCACCCCACCCCCUCUUGGAGGUCAGAGGUCGUCAAGUCCAGGAGAACUUGUUAAUGAACAUGCAACUGUUACGUAGUUUAGACUGAUUGUGUACGCAAGUUUACAUUUUGUGGUUUUGUGAUAAUAAACAGUUUUGUAUUUUUGAAAUUAAA